ACAACAACGAUGAAGAGAGCUCGCGACCAGAGUAGCACGAUUGUAGACACGGGGAAUCAUCACGCCGUCGUGGGCCCUGCCCGCGCCGCGGCCUCUCCCGCCGUCGUCCCCGACGGCGGCGCGCGCGUUUCGGAGACGACAACAUCAAAGCCGACCCUCCUCCCCCCCCCCCCCCCGAUACAGCCCUUCUCUGACGACUCCGACGACGCACGUCCCGCCGGCGAUGCGUUGUCAUCGUCGUCGUCGUCUUCCUCAUCCUCAGCCGGUGGCUCCGCCGCCGCCGAAGAGGGUAGAAGGAAGAGAGCGAAGAGGGAGCCACAGCAGGAGCUGGAAGGGUGGAGAGCUGCGGCCAACGCUAUUUUGUCGGCGGGAGUAAAGGAGGAUGGGGCGGGUAGUAGAAGUAGUAAGGGAGAGAGCAGCGGCAGCUCGAGGAAGAGCUUCGCCGUGGUGUGCUCGAGUAACGUGAACAGGAGUAUCAUGGCAGAGAUCUUGCUCAAGGAGCACGACAUACGGGCUCAAUCGUACGGGACGGGCAGAGAGGUGAGGCUUCCUGGCAAGGACUCCAAGAGCCCGCAGUCGUUCCCGUUCGGGACUCCGUACGUCGAGAUUCGCGACUUUCUCGCUCGGCAAAACGAGGCGCUGUUCCGUCGCAACAGCGUCCUCGGCCUGCUCGAGAGAAACGCUACGACAAAGCGCGCCCCGGAGAGGUGGCAAUCCCUCGACGGCGAACAUGUCGCUUCGUUCGAUGUGGUGGUUUGCUUCGAGAGCCGAGUCUUCGAUCUGGUCGUUGAAGGUAUACUUACUUUUUUGUGUUCGUUAGGGGUCAAUAGCCGUUGUUGCGGUGGUAGAUGUCAUUGGAGCUCCUGCCGCUGGUCCUGGUGCGGCUCCCGUUGUAGGCGUAUGUUCGGUCUUGAGUGGAGCGGUUUUGGACGAGGCGGACAGAACGUCGCGGGAAGCGCGAGGAUAAGGAAUUUUUCGGUAGCACUCGGUGUUUGUGAGCUGGCAUAUGUGACGCUGGGCGUCGGGGUUGAGAUGGAUUUGUGGAGGCAGCCCCACAUGCAUGAUAUUUUACGAAAGAUCCUCCAGCGCGGCCCUUGGCCGUCGCUGGUACCUCUACCAUGUGAUGGUGCGAGCAUCGACAGCCCUUUGAACAUAUGCACAGGUACGGAAGUGGCCUGUCGGUGCCGGGCGUGCAGAUGCGUUCGUACAGAAAAGGUCCAUGGCUGCUGCAUGAGUAUAUGA
This is a messenger RNA of Ectocarpus siliculosus, 1242 nucleotides long. The record is from the annotation of a GenBank genome assembly. NCBI's taxonomy places the organism in Eukaryota, Phaeophyceae, Ectocarpales, Ectocarpaceae.